Molecule: messenger RNA, 1097 nt
Organism: Monomorium pharaonis (pharaoh ant)
Lineage: Eukaryota; Metazoa; Arthropoda; Insecta; Hymenoptera; Formicidae
Exons: 7
Coding region: 134-1063 (309 amino acids)
Source: RefSeq, a predicted model, not a curated record
CUAUACGUGUCAUAUAUCUGCAUAAGAUUAAACACAUUAAACCUCCAAAAAAAAAAAAAAAAUAUUCUUGUAAAGUGGAAACUGUGCAAUUACACGAAGUUUUUCUUAAACUUGUUCUUAGGUUUACGAGAAAAUGUCACAACCAUCAGCAAAAAAAGCGAGACAAGGGCGAGCAACAAAAGAACAAUUGGAGGCAAUGGUGGAUUAUUUUGUUAUUAAUCCUCAUGUUGCAACCGGCAAAUUUAUAUCGUUGCAAGGGCAAGCUGAUCUUCAAGGAAGUUGGGAGGAACUGGCCAGCCAACUAAAUGCAAUGUCCAAAAGUGGCAAGGAGAAAGAUGUUGCUUCUUGGAAAACUACAUGGAGGGACAGCAAAACGAAAGUUUCAGAAAAGAUCUCGAAACUUCGCGCCGCUCGUGCACAAACAGGCAAUAGGCCAGUUGAAAAUCAUCUCACGGAGAUGGACAAAAAAAUUCUGGGGAUUAUUGGCUACGAUUUUGUUGAGGGAGUUAAUAAUUCCAUCGAUAGCUUUCCUGAAGAACAGGAGUUUGCUAAUGAGGUACUGGCAGCAGGAAACUCAGAGAUUCUUGAUAGGGCACCUAUUGUCAUCUCGUGUCGUGCCGAAAAUGAAAAUGCAAUAAUUUUCAACGAAGACAAUCCCACGACUUCUGAAGAAUUGGUUUAUGAUGCCGGAGGUAAUGACGAUGUCUACAAUAAUGCACCGGAGGAAAUAGAAAAUACACCACCUGUUCCUACUCCUAUAAAAAAAAUUGCAAGAAGAAAAAGAAUUAGUACCGAGAGAAUUGGCGUUCAAUUCUCAGAAGCCAGAGAAGUAUUUCAGGCGAUCGAGGCGCAAAAUGCUAAUACGAUGAAUGUUUUAGCCCAAAGUACGCAAUUGCAGGCGGAAGCAGCAUCUAAGCUUGCAGAUGCUGCUUUAAUGAUGGCAGAAAACGAUAAGAGGAGGAAUGACAUUUUUGAAAGGAUGGUCGAAUAUGAUCGCGUACGAAAUGUCUUGCUCGAUAGUCUCACUAGAAUUCUAGAAACUUCGCUUUCAAGAAAGUCAUGAUAAAUAGUAGAUUAAUAGUCGUAGAUGAUAGAUA